UUUCAAAUUGUUUGUGCUUUAAUUCCAAGUAGCUAAAAAUGACUGUUAAUAACGAUUAAUAUGUUGAAAUACAAAAUUAACGAACUACCCCUGCUUCAUUUCCGGUUAAAACAUUUUGUUGAAUCACGCAAGACUUUCUCUGUCAGAAUAUAGAAGAAUGGAUCGUUUACUGAGAUUAGGUGGAGCAGGAGGAAUGCCAGGGCUAGGACAGGGAGCUCCACCAGCCGAUGCACCAGUGGUUGAUACUGCUGAACAAGUCUAUAUUUCAUCUUUAGCAUUAUUGAAGAUGUUAAAACAUGGAAGAGCUGGUGUACCUAUGGAAGUUAUGGGAUUAAUGUUGGGAGAAUUUGUUGAUGAUUAUACUGUUAGAGUUAUAGAUGUAUUUGCCAUGCCACAGUCUGGAACUGGUGUUAGUGUUGAAGCUGUAGAUCCAGUUUUUCAAGCGAAAAUGUUAGACAUGUUAAAACAGACUGGUCGACCUGAAAUGGUAGUAGGAUGGUAUCAUUCCCAUCCAGGAUUUGGUUGUUGGUUAUCUGGUGUUGAUAUAAAUACACAACAGAGUUUUGAAGCUUUAUCGGAGAGAGCAGUAGCUGUAGUAGUUGAUCCUAUACAAAGUGUAAAGGGAAAAGUGGUGAUAGACGCUUUCCGAUUGAUUAACCCGAAUAUGAUGGUAUUAGGACAAGAACCAAGACAAACAACAUCUAAUUUAGGUCAUUUACAUAAACCUUCAAUACAGGCACUUAUUCAUGGUUUAAAUCGUCACUAUUACUCUAUUGCUAUUAAUUACAGGAAAAAUGAACUGGAACAAAAGAUGUUAUUAAAUCUCAAUAAGAAGAGUUGGGUUGAUGGUCUGGUGUUAGAAGAUUAUAAUACACAUUGUACUUUGAAUGAGAAAGUUGUACAAGAAAUGUUGGACUUGGCUAAAAAUUAUCACAAGGCUUUAGAAGAAGAAGAAUCUAUGACACAAGAACAAUUGGCUAUAAAAAAUGUUGGUAAACAGGACCCGAAGCGUCAUUUGGAAGAACACGUGGAUGUAUUGAUGACCAAGAAUAUUGUACAAUGUCUAGGAUCUAUGUUACAUACUGUUGUAUUUAAAUAAUUUAUAACUCAGUUGUUUUGUAUAUAUUAUCAUCUCACUCAAAUAAAUAUCAUCAGUUUAACAAUUA
Patella vulgata (common limpet) is the source of this 1166-nucleotide messenger RNA. Its product is annotated as 26S proteasome non-ATPase regulatory subunit 14. The coding region runs from base 158 to 1099 and encodes 313 amino acids. Gene Ontology annotation, cellular component: proteasome regulatory particle, lid subcomplex. Lineage: Eukaryota; Metazoa; Mollusca; Gastropoda; Patellidae. The record is from RefSeq and is a predicted model, not a curated record. The transcript is spliced from 11 exons. Gene Ontology annotation, biological process: proteasome-mediated ubiquitin-dependent protein catabolic process; protein deubiquitination. Gene Ontology annotation, molecular function: protein binding; proteasome binding; metallopeptidase activity.